AUGGGAGGUUUGUGCAAUUUUCUUAACAAAAUUAAAAAGGAAAUUGCCCGCCUAAAAAGGAAUAGUUUGUUUCAUACUUCCAAAAAAGAUUUUGUCAAAAGGGCACCUUUUCCAAAAAUUUUCUGUAUUCUAUUUCCCGACCAUGACGUGGACCUCAAUAUGGAAAUGAAACUUCAGAAAAUUGUCACAGCCUCAUACAUUUACGACAAAAUAUAUGUUAACCACCGGGUGCUACACAAAGUUCUCAUAUUAGGGGAUCAGUUCUCUUAUGCUGUUGAUACGGUGGGCGUGGUGGUUGGUGGCCGCCACACUGCGGAGAAAGUGAGAAGUGGCGAGAGGAGACUGAAGUGGAUAUAG
This is a messenger RNA of Phycomyces blakesleeanus NRRL 1555(-), 357 nucleotides long. RefSeq lists its product as hypothetical. The transcript has 4 exons. Lineage: Eukaryota; Fungi; Mucoromycota; Mucoromycetes; Mucorales; Phycomycetaceae. Bases 1 to 357 code for a protein of 118 amino acids. The record is from RefSeq and is a predicted model, not a curated record.